AAUGUGGGAUGCAAAACUAUCAACUUUAACCAUAGAGAAGAUGGAAAACCAAAGUGCUGGACGUUUGGUUCUGGUAAUAUUUCCACUCCAAGGCCAUACCACCCCAAUGCUUCAGCUUGGUAAUGUCCUGCACUCCAAGGGCUUUGCUAUUACUAUAGCACACACUCGAUUCAACCCUCCAAAUCCUUCUAACCAUCCUCAUUUCAGCUUCCUGCUCUUACCAGAUACCUUACCUUACUCUGAGACAUCAGCUACUCCUAGUAUUUACGAUGUAGGGAAUAUUAAUCGCGACUGCCAUGCACCACUGCAGGAGUUCCUGGAACUCCAGAAACAGACGGCGGAUAGUGAUCAGGUGGUUGGAAUAAUAUAUGAUGCUCUCAUGUACUUUGCAGCAACGGUUGCUGAUCAUAUCAAAAUUCCAAGACUCGUGCUCAUGACUAGCAGUGCCAGCUUUGAUCAAACUUUUGUCACAAUUCCUCGCCUCCUAGCUCAAGGUUCUUUUCCUUUUGAAGAUUCUAAGUUGCAUGAUCCAGUACCUCAGCUGAACCCCCUCAGGUUUAAGGAUUUACCAGUACCGAAAGAGAACAUGGUCGAGACACUGCAGUUCCUUGAUACUGCAAGCAAACUGAAAAGCUUUUCAGCCAUUAUCUUAAACACCAUAGAUUGCCUUGAAGAAUCAUCUUUGUUCCAACUCCAGGAGCAUUACAAAGUUCCUGUAUUCCGAAUAGGCCCUCUAUCCAAAUUGGCACCAGCCUUGUCCACUAGUUUCAUAAAAGAAGAAACCAGCUGCAUUGCGUGGCUGAAUGAUCAAGCAGCCAAAUCUGUUCUAUACGUAAGUAGAGGGAGCCUGGCGGUUAGUGAUGAAAAAGAGUUAGCAGAGACAUUUUGGGGACUGGCAAAUAGUGGCCAGCCAUUCUUAUGGGUGGUUCGACCUGGCUCAGUCAGUGGCUCAGAGUGGACUGAAGUACUGCCUAGAGAUUUCAAAGAAAUCAUUGGAGAAAGAGGCUUGAUAGUGAAGUGGGCUCCUCAGAAGGAGAUCUUAGCGCAUAGUGCAGUAGGAGGGUUUUGGAGCCAUUGCGGUUGGAAUUCAACCAUGGAGAGUCUUUCUGAAGGGGUCCCCAUGAUAUGCAGUCCGCAAUUUCUUGAUCAGAAGGUAACUGCAAGAUACCUUACGUACGUAUGGGAAGUUGGAUUGGAAUUGGAUGAUGUGUUAGAUAGACAAAAUAUAGAGAGGUCCAUAAGAAGAUUAAUGACAGGCAGAGAAGGGAAUGAAAUGAGGCAAAGAGCCAUCAAACUGAAGCAAAUGAUUAAUGUUUCCAUACUUAAGGGUGGUUCCUCCUUUAAUUCCCUCAAUGACUUGACAGAGUUCAUCUUGACCGAGAAUUUGCCACCAAACAAAAGUUCUUCAGAGUCAAAGCUAGGCGAUAAUUUCUAGCAUUGCAGUGUAUCUGACAUUCUACACCCCAUUUUCAAUCUUUGCAAUCUCCUUGUUUAAUCAAGGAAGCCUAUUCUCUUAGCUUAAAUGUAUGAAAAUAAACAUCAGUAUCAGGGCAUAGAUACUGCAUAUAUGUUUAGACAUUGUUGUUGCACUGGAAUCGAAUCAUGAAACCUGAAGUCUAUAUGUAUGGAAAUAGACAUUAUCUGUACUUGCAGCCAA
Messenger RNA from Daucus carota subsp. sativus, 1657 nucleotides. RefSeq names its product UDP-glucose iridoid glucosyltransferase-like. The record is from RefSeq and is a predicted model, not a curated record. The transcript is spliced from 2 exons. Lineage: Eukaryota; Viridiplantae; Streptophyta; Magnoliopsida; Apiales; Apiaceae. Bases 2 to 1435 code for a protein of 477 amino acids. Gene Ontology annotation, molecular function: UDP-glycosyltransferase activity.